Messenger RNA from Paramecium sonneborni, 2177 nucleotides. The record is from the annotation of a GenBank genome assembly. NCBI's taxonomy places the organism in Eukaryota, Ciliophora, Oligohymenophorea, Peniculida, Parameciidae.
UAUUUUAUAUGGAAGCAAUAACACAACUCAAAAAUUUAAUGUAUAUGAUUUAGUAAUAUAAUAUAAGCGGUCAUCAUUUUAAUGUGAAGAAUUUUCACAAAUACAUGAUCAAUAAUGAGAUCUCAGACAUUGAAACAUUAAUAAAAUAUUGUAGAUUGGACAAUACUGGGUAGAGAUUUAAUUUAUGGAGAUUGUUUUUUAAGUAUUUUAAAAUUUGGAUUUAGCAUUUAUUCGAUUGAAGACACUAUCUUUGAAAAGAUAGGUAAGUUAACAAAGACAAGAGAAACAUAUAAAUAAUUAGAGUAAAAGUAUUAGAGAUCUUAAGAAGUAUCAUCUAAAACUAAAAUUGAAGAUUAACCAAAAAAAGGUCCUUUAGGUGGUCCAUUAGGAGGACCAUUAGGAGGACCUUUAGGAGGUGCAUCUAAAAUUAAGACAUCAACACAAAACCCUAUGGAAGAUGCUGAAUUAAGAAAUGAAAUAAAAAAAGAUGUCGAAAGAACAUAUUAAGAGAAUUAAUUUUUUACAAAUAAGAAGGUGUUAUAAAUAUUGACAAGCAUAUUAUUUAUAUGGAGCAAAGAAAAUAGUGAAAUUUCAUAUAGAUAAGGAAUGAAUGAAGUUGCAGCAUCCUUGAUUUAUGUGUAUUUUCGAGAAGCUCUAUACAAAGAUGAGAUUGAAAAAAUACUAGGAGUAUAUUAAUUUAUAUAUCAUUAAGGCUUCAGAUGAAGACAAAUAAAUCUUGUUAUAAUUUAAUUCAUGGGAAUAUGCAGAAGCUGACAUCUAUACACUUUUCUAGAAGUUGAUGAAUGAGGCUCAACAUAUGGAAAUGUUUAGACCAAAUUAUACUGAAGCAUAAAAAAUUAAAUUAUAAAGUAAAAAGCCAAGUGCCAUUUUAACAAGAGUUUCUAAAAUUUAAGAUAUUCUCUUGAAAUAAGUAGAGAUGCCCUUAUUUAGGCAUCUCAAAUUAUUACAAGUGGAAUUCCAAAUAUUUUUAUUAAAAUGGAUUAGGUAUUUUUAAUUAUAAUUACUAUAGAUGUAUGUUUACAAGAGAGUUACAUUUAAUAGAAUCAUUUUAUGCAUGGGAUGCAAUUUUCUAUGAUUUUUAUGAGUAAAAAACAGAAACUCUUUUUUUUGUUGAUUGCAUUGCUAUUGCUAUGAUAUUAUAUGUCAAACAGCCAUGUAAAUAAAGUUAUUAAUUUAUAUAGUAAUGGAAAUGGAAGAUUCUAGUUAAUGUUAUUAAAGAUUUCUCAAAUAUCCUCCAGUUUCUAAUUUACCAGCUCUUCUCGAAGCAGCCAUCAAUGUAAGAGCCAUUUUAUUAAAUUAAAAAUCUUCAAAUAAUUUGGAUGACUAAAAUGAAUCAAAUUAACCAUCAAUUUAUUCAGAUAAACAAUUCAAUUCUGUUUUUUUUGCACAACCUACAGACAAAAUUGAAGGAGUAGAUGCUCAAGUUGUUAAGAUUUCUUCUGAAAAACCUUAAUUUAAAAUGAAAGGAGAUGAAGAUCUGAUUUACAAAGAUGAUAACUCUAUUGAAAAAACAAAUUAAAAUUAAUAAAAAUUCUUUAAUCCAUUAUAACCAAACAAAAUACCUCAAUAAUAAAAGUCUCAGUAAUAAUCACUGUCAAUCUAGCCUUAAUAUUAAUAACAAUAAUAAUAAGCAUUGACAAUCUCUUAAACAACUCAAAGUAACAAUUAAUCUUCAAUCACUACAAAUUUCUUUGAUUCUAGUUUAUCUACUACUAAUACUAAAACUAUAAAAACAUAGUUUUAAGUAGAAGAACAGGCAUAAUAAUCCAAAAAGGAUAAAACUUAAGCUACAGUUAAAAAUUCUAUUUCUAUUCCUAUCUAAUAGGCUGAAGAAAUGUUCAAUACUUUAGAAGAGACUUUAAAGUUUAUGAAAUAAUUUAAAGAUAAGUACUAUUAAAUUAUUAUUCUAUAGCUCUAAUUAAUAGGAUUUAUUAAUGAAAUUGACUGAAAUGAAAGACCUUUUUGACACAUCUCUGAAGUAAUGUUAUUUAUUCAUAUUUUAGUGAGAAUUCUUAAACUACAAAACAAUAAUAAAUAAAUCAAUAAGAUGAUAGUGGAAUAUCUAGCAAAGUAGUAGGAUUUCUAAAAAAAAAAUGGUGAAUUAAAUUGUGUUAUGAUUUAAUAUUUUUUAAAUAAAUAUAUUCUGAAUAUUGGCU